AUGCCGAUCCCUCGACUUCAACAAGCUGCUGUGGUGGAGAACCCCGGCGUCGACUUUAAAGUUGCUCUGCGCGAAGAUGUUCUGGUCGGAGAGCCAGGUCAAGAUGAGAUCCUCAUUAAACUAAACUGCACAGGCAUAUGUCACUCGGAAGUGCGGGCGGUACUGGGAUGGGGUGUCUACAACUCCAUUAUCGGUCAUGAAGGCGUCGGAACUGUGGCCAAGUCCGGGCCCAAUGUCUCUCCCUCCCUGCUAGGACAGCGCGUGGGAUUCAAGUGGCUGUACAACGCCUGCACCGCAUGUUCCGUCUGCCGACGGGGCUUCUUCCAGAACUGUCCCCAACAGCUGAACACCAGUCGGCAUGUGCCGGGAACCUUACAGCAAUAUGCUAUUGCGGAUGCUCGAUUCAUAACCAGAAUCCCGGAAGGAGUACCUGAUGAAGUUGCUGCUCCGCUCCUCUGUGCUGGUCUCACUAUGGCCGGCGCUUUGGCCCAUCUAGAUCACGAUCUACAGCCCGGUGACUGGCUUGUCAUCUCAGGGUCUGGCGGAGGGCUUGGCCAUAUUGGUGUCCAACUCGCAGCACGGGUCAAGAAGCUCCACGUCAUUGCAGUAGACAGUGGUGAUGAAAAGAGAGCUCUCAGUCUAGCCUCGGGGGCUGAGGCUUUUAUUGACUUCAAGAAGGAGGAUGUUGCAAAGCGAGUCCUUGAACUGACUGAAGAGGGCGCGCAUGCAACAAUUGUUGUCCCUGGUACCAAGGAAGCGUUUCAAGCGGCGCCCAGCCUGGUCAGGAAUAUGGGACAGAUCAUCUGUGUCGGUCUUCCACGAAACGAUAUUGAAAUCCCUAUCUCGGCCACUCUGUGUGCUGCUAGAGGGCUUUCUAUCAAAGGCUCCUCUGUGGGAUCCGAAGAGCACAUGAGCGAGUUAUUGCAGCUCGCCCUCGAUGGAGUCAUCACUCCUGCGGUCGAAGUGUUCGAAUUCUCUGAGACACCGAAUCUCAUUAGACGCAUCAUGAACGACGACAUUUUGGGCAGGGCGGUCGUUAGAAUCCCCCAUCAUUAG
This is a messenger RNA of Penicillium canariense, 1056 nucleotides long. RefSeq names its product zinc-dependent alcohol dehydrogenase. Gene Ontology annotation, molecular function: oxidoreductase activity; zinc ion binding. The transcript has 3 exons. NCBI's taxonomy places the organism in Eukaryota, Fungi, Ascomycota, Eurotiomycetes, Eurotiales, Aspergillaceae. The record is from RefSeq and is a predicted model, not a curated record. Bases 1 to 1056 code for a protein of 351 amino acids.